AUGUCCUCACAGCCGCCACGUGACAACUACCAGUACUUGCUGUCGGACUCGCUGCAUUCGCUCAGCAUGCCUUACUCCUUCCACCACCGGCUUCCAUGCAGCUCACCUUCCGCCGUUCAGCCGAUGGACCUCAACACACACUCAGCUGCUUCAGCAGCGGCAGCGGCUGCUGCAGCCGCCUCAGCAGCCGCCUACAGCCAAUCCAUCAGCAUGACGGAUCUGUCACAGAUGACACCGCCUAGUGCGGCGGCUGCGGCGGCUGCUGCUGCCGCUGGGUUACCCCCCGUACCCCCGCGCCACCUGCCCAUCAUCACCAGCGCCAUCUCGUCCAAUCUGGCGGGUGGUGGCGGAGGUCCAGCGGGUAGCUCCGGGGCGGCUGGCAACAACACGUCAGCGAACGAGCUGGAGACGGGCGGUGGCGUGGUAUCGGGGGCUGGAAGUGGUGGAGCAGGCGGUGGAAGUGGUGGCGAUGGAAGUGGCAGUGGAGCUGGCAACAACACCAGCCAGCAGCAGCAACAACAGCAGCAGCAACAGCAGCCGCCUCAGCAGACCAGCGGCCAUUACAUUACGAGGCUGGAAUAA
This is a messenger RNA of Anopheles nili, 582 nucleotides long. Its product is annotated as homeobox even-skipped homolog protein 2-like. Lineage: Eukaryota; Metazoa; Arthropoda; Insecta; Diptera; Culicidae. The coding region runs from base 1 to 582 and encodes 193 amino acids. The record is from RefSeq and is a predicted model, not a curated record. The transcript has a single exon.